Messenger RNA from Eurytemora carolleeae, 1852 nucleotides. RefSeq lists its product as uncharacterized. The record is from RefSeq and is a predicted model, not a curated record. The transcript is spliced from 12 exons. Gene Ontology annotation, molecular function: oxidoreductase activity, acting on paired donors, with incorporation or reduction of molecular oxygen, reduced ascorbate as one donor, and incorporation of one atom of oxygen; copper ion binding. Lineage: Eukaryota; Metazoa; Arthropoda; Copepoda; Calanoida; Temoridae. Bases 898 to 1836 code for a protein of 312 amino acids.
UUGAACCAUGCAAUAUAUUGCAGUGUAACCUGACAAAUUGUAUAUAUUGCACGGGACAGAAGAAGUUUUUCUAACAGUGAGGACUCUAUGCAAGGACCCAAUCUUGCUUGUAAUCCGGAGCAGCUAGAAUAUCCCGGCAGAACUGUGACUCCUGAAGCAGAAGCUGAACCUGAUAUUGAGACGCUGCUUUUUACAGAAAGUUCUUCACAUAUUUGUUUUAGAAAAAUCUGCAGAACCGAGAUGUAUCAGAUGAAGCUCUAUAUUCUCCAGCAGGUUCUAUGAACAGAUUUAGAGCAGCCAGGGUAUCCAGGGCAUAAAUGAGAACAUGAAUAUCCAGGGCAUACAAGUUCAACUACAGACCAGCCAGACCAACUACAGAUAAAUUGAGGAAUAAGCAAAUCUUGAGACAGGAGGCGCUGCUCUUUACAGACAGCUCGAUCUAUAGUAGAAAGAGUUAAGGAACAAUAGAUCUUGAUGCAGGGGACGCUGUUCUUUGCAGACAGCUCUUCACAGACCGGUUGCAAGUACAACAAAGGAGCAGCCAUAGUAGCAGAGACACCGGGAGCAGCUCAAGUAGUAAAAGAAACAGCUGGAAAUGUAUGUAGAACCAUCUCAAGAGUACGGGGAUUUAAAGUGAAAUAUUUGUGCACGCCCUAACCAUGGGAGCAAAUGAUAUUUGAUCUCAAAUCCCGAGGAUUUACAUCUGGAUUGUAAUCGAUUUAAUCUAUUAAUCAUUACAUUCGGUACCUUCGCACGUUUGAUGUUUCAUUGUAAGCAUUCAUUUUUUUAUAAAGAAAAGCAUGUUUAAGGCAUAUUGAUCAUAUAGUCCUAUUUUUUAGUGUUUUAUUAUUCACCCACAAUCCAUAUUUUUACAUGUAACAUUUUAAAGUUAUUUUAAUGAUUGCUUGCUUAAUUUUAGAUGUUAUCAACCGUCGAUACGAUCUUGAGAGAGAUGAAGUCCAGAAUAUUAAGAUCAACGCAACACGAUCAGCAGAUCAAGUCAAGAUUGAAGGCAUGAAACCAGUUUCUCCAUGUGAUGAUACAAAAUUUGAUAUCAAGCUUAAAGGGGAUCUGGUGAAGGUGUUCUCUAUACUGGGAGAUGUAAGAAGAGGGAACCUGGUCAGACUAGAACCUAAACAACAAAACCAGUUUGCAGAACAAUUUAUCGGGUUGAAGACUAAAUUGGAUACUGUUCUAAAGAGAAUAAAUGACGAAAAUCCAGAAUCCAUAAAAAUUGAUCUCAUCAGGCCAAACACUGAGGCUGAUGUUUUCUGCAAGGUUGCUGAUUUUACUCUAAAAGGUUUCUAUAUAGGUUACAAACCUAUACUAGCAGGGUCUCUGGAUAGUAUAGAUGUUUACCAAUGCAACCCAGAGCAACUAAAAACUGUUCAGAACUAUACUGGGAGUACACAAGAAUGUAAUGUACCAGUACAAGAAUAUCCUCCAUUCUCUGUUUGCACGGAUCUUGUGUUCACAUGGACUCCAGGUUCUACCGGUGAAAGUUUAGAGGAAGGAACUGGAAUUAAAAUGCUCAAUAAAUUUUACUACGGUGGACUAAGCACGCUUUUGUUGAAAAUACAUUACUCCAACGUGGAUGUAAAUUUGGAGGGUUCUAGUGGAAUGCGUCUAUUCCACAGCAAUGACGACUUAACUCCUGUAUACAAGAUCAGAAUUGGACAUACAGCUGAUCAGCAUCUUGUUGUUAUGCCAGAUAUGGCUGAAUGGAGUGUAUCAAGUAUGUGCUCUAAGUUCUGUUUCACCUUUCCCGCUACCAUUAAUAUCUCCAGGGUGACCCUUCUGGGUAGCCGCCAUACAGACAAUAUGUUUAUCAGGUAGCUUUCUUAAUAACAGG